This is a messenger RNA of Manihot esculenta (cassava), 1902 nucleotides long. Its product is annotated as glycerol-3-phosphate acyltransferase 9. The transcript has 12 exons. NCBI's taxonomy places the organism in Eukaryota, Viridiplantae, Streptophyta, Magnoliopsida, Malpighiales, Euphorbiaceae. The coding region runs from base 257 to 1384 and encodes 375 amino acids. Gene Ontology annotation, biological process: triglyceride biosynthetic process. The record is from RefSeq and is a predicted model, not a curated record. Gene Ontology annotation, molecular function: glycerol-3-phosphate O-acyltransferase activity. Gene Ontology annotation, cellular component: endoplasmic reticulum.
GAAAAGGCACCAUGAAGUGGAGGGGACUGGAUGACGUUAAAAAAUUCAGCUGCUUUGCUUUGGGUUGCGUAAUUCGUAAAGACGGAAAUCAAUUUCUCAUCCUCUUUGUGUUCCUUGUACAGAACACACCGGAAGAUACCAGUCAGUUUCCCGCGAACCAAACAGAAAAUUUGGAAUUGGCAUAGCAGAGUAAGGGGAAAAAGCUCAAUAUCACUCGAGGUUUGGUGACCCAACCGCAGCAUAGUCACCAACGAGAAUGAGCAAUCCAGGUAAGCUAAACACGUCGAGCUCUGAAUUGGACUUGGAUCAGCCCAAUAUCGAAGAUUACCUUCCUUCCGGAUCAUCCAUUCAAGAACCUCACGGCAAGCUUCGCCUGCGUGAUUUGCUUGACAUUUCGCCAACCCUAACAGAGGCUGCUGGUGCCGUUGUUGAUGAUUCGUUUACACGAUGUUUCAAGUCGAAUCCUCCAGAACCAUGGAAUUGGAAUAUUUAUCUGUUUCCCCUGUGGUGUUUUGGUGUGGUGAUUCGGUAUGGGGUUUUGUUCCCUAGCAGGGUUAUAGUUUUGACAAUAGGGUGGAUCAUUUUCCUUUCAUCCUAUAUUCCUGUGCAUUUUCUACUGAAAGGAAAUGACAAGUUGAGAAAAAAGAUAGAGAGGUGUUUGGUGGAGUUAAUAUGCAGUUUCUUUGUGGCAUCAUGGACUGGAGUUGUCAAGUAUCAUGGACCACGGCCUAGCAUGCGACCAAAGCAGGUUUUUGUGGCCAAUCAUACCUCCAUGAUUGACUUUAUCAUCUUAGAGCAGAUGACUGCUUUUGCUGUUAUUAUGCAGAAACAUCCUGGUUGGGUUGGACUACUGCAAAGCACUAUAUUAGAAAGUUUAGGAUGUAUCUGGUUCAAUCGUUCAGAGUCAAAGGAUCGGGAAAUUGUAUCGAAAAAGUUAAGGGAACAUGUUCAGGGGGCCGACAAUAAUCCUCUUCUCAUAUUUCCUGAAGGAACUUGUGUCAACAACCAUUACACUGUGAUGUUCAAGAAGGGUGCAUUUGAACUGGGCUGUACUGUUUGCCCAAUUGCAGUCAAAUACAAUAAAAUUUUUGUUGAUGCCUUUUGGAACAGCCGCAAGCAGUCCUUUACAAAGCAUCUGCUGCAACUUAUGACAUCCUGGGCUGUUGUCUGUGAUGUGUGGUACCUGGAGCCCCAAAAUCUGAAACCUGGGGAGACAGCCAUCGAGUUUGCAGAGAGGGUCAGGGACAUAAUAUCUGUACGGGCAGGUCUCAAAAAGGUUCCCUGGGAUGGAUAUUUAAAAUAUUCUCGUCCUAGCCCAAAACAUAGAGAGCAAAAGCAAAAAAGCUUUGCGGAAUCAGUGCUACGUUGUCUGGAGGAGAAGUGACAUGUAUAUUUGUGCUUUUUAAUCGUUCUUGUAUUCGACACAAAGUAGCGUCAUAGUUGUGCACUUGACAUCCUUCUUAUCAGGAACAGUCAAAAUCUUGGGUGGGAAGAACGAAAUUCUGAAGAAUUCGAACUCACGGUUCUCAUGUUACAAAAUUUUUUGUACGAGUAACACUAAGCUUGGUUCAAUUUUGUAAAUGGGUUUUUCAUGUUUGGUUUCUGACUUCUCAAGUCGUCUGACGGUCAGACAAAAAAAAAAUUCUUUCGAAAUUUCAAUGUAUGUGAAGGGUCUGUGCAGUCUUUUAGGUCCUGUCGAUGAUGAUUUUCAAGUAUACUAUUCUGAAGAAUCUACGUAUUGCAUUGAUAGGCUGUGUUUUAAAUUUGUCUGGGGUUUGUUGCACAUAUAGGUUGGAAUAAUUUGUAAAAAAAUUGUCCUUGCUUCAGAGUUGCAUGCCUUGGGGCAUUUUCCCAAGACAUUAUCCUUAUUUCUUUAGGAUAAUAAAUUUUACUUUGAGAAAA